Molecule: messenger RNA, 2217 nt
Organism: Helianthus annuus (common sunflower)
Lineage: Eukaryota; Viridiplantae; Streptophyta; Magnoliopsida; Asterales; Asteraceae
Exons: 4
Coding region: 1-2217 (738 amino acids)
Source: RefSeq, a predicted model, not a curated record
AUGGGUGACUGGGGCGGAGGGCAUAAAAAAGUGUUUCUCGAUUUUUUUAGCUCAAAAUUCAAAGAACCUUUGGCAAAGAGACCACGGAUCAGUGGUAAUGGUUUUAAAACAUUAUCACAAGAUGAGGGUGAUGCACUAAUCAGGCCUUUUACAAAAGAGGAGAUAAAAGGAGCUGUGUGGGAUUGUGGCAGUGAAAAGGCGUCAGGACCCGAUGGGUUUACCUUCGGUUUCUUAAAAAAAUUCUGGGGUGAAUUCGAGUCACCGCUCCUCGAGGUAUUCAAAGAAUUUCAUUCCCAUGGCUCUUUAUGCAAAGCUAACGGUGCUUCCUUCAUCUCUCUCAUCCCUAAGACAAACGAUCCCAGGACUCCGAACGAAUUCAGGCCUAUCUCCUUGAUCGGCAUGGUGCAUAAGGCUGUGUUCUUUAAAGUAGAUAUGGACAAAGCAUACGAUACCCUCAAUUGGAAAUUCCUGAUUACGAUUUUAUAUCACAUGGGAUUUCCAUCCAAGUGGCGAUGUUGGAUUAUGGGGGAUCCCAUCUCGCUGUUUUUGUUCAUUUUGGCUCUAGAAUCCCUCAACAUCAUUAUGAACAAAGCGGUUGUGGAUGGCCUAGUCGGUGGGUUAAGUUUACCUAACGGAGGUCCAUUAAUUUCACAUCUUUUUUACGCCGACGACGUUGUGUUUGUGGGAGAAGGCCUCAGGGUCAGCCCAUCUAAAAGUAAGGUAUAUGGGGUCGGGCUGGAUGAAUCGAGUAUCGGAUGCUUCGCUAAAGCUCUCAAUUGCAACGUGGGUUCAUUCCCAUUUAAUUAUCUUGGUAUGAUGGUCGGCUCCAACAUGAACAGAAUCGCAAUCUGGAAACUAGUGGUGGACCGGUUUAACUCCAAACUCUCUAGGUGGAAAGCAAAAUGCCUAUCGUUAGCAGGGAGAGUUACAUUGGCGAAAGCGGUACUUGGUAAUCUCCCCACAUAUUACCUUUCACUCUAUAAAGCACCAACAAAUGUAAUCAACACACUUGAGGGAAUUCGGAGGAGAUUCAUUUGGGGCGGAGUAAGUUCUAACAAAGAAAUUAGAUGGAUCAAAUGGGAAAAAAUGGUGGUGUCAAAGAAGUUGGGCGGGUUGGGGAUGGGAAGUAUUAGAGACGCAAACCUGGCAUUGUUACUCAAAUGGUGGUGGAGAUUAAGAGGAGAUGAAAAUCAGUUAUGGGUUAGGGUGAUAAAGGCAUUACAUGGGAGAUGUUGGAAAAAUGAAAUCAUUCCGGUAAAUAAAUCCUUAAUGGGGGUGUGGAAAAACAUCGGGGCAAUCAAAAAGGAGUUCCAAAAAAGCAACUUAAAGAUUGAUCUUAAGUUAAAAUGUGAAGUGGGUAAAGGGGACAAGGUGAGGUUCUGGGAAGAUUUAUGGCUAUGCAAGAAGACACUAAAGGAGGAGUUUCCAUUGUUAUAUAAUUUGGCUUCAAAGAAGAGUGCUAGAGUUUAUGAAAACUACAAAAAGUUGGGUUCAAGUAUAGUUUGGCAGUGGGAUUGGAAGACUAAACCGUCAACUAGUGAGAGUUGGGCCGAGUUUCUACGGCUUUUCGAAACACUUAAUAGCAAACGUAUGAAGGAUUCGAACGACGUGUGGGGAUGGGAAACGGAAAAAGAAAGUCUUUUUUCGGUGAAAGCUGUGAGAGAUGAGCUAGGUGAUGCGACUUACCAAAGUGAUGGAAAUCCGAUUAUGAAGUGGUGCGGGUGGGCAACAGCCAAGGCGAACACACUGGCUUGGAGGUGCAUCUCAGGAAGGAUUCCAACGCGAAUAGAACUAGCUAAAAGAGGAGUGCAGGUCGGGUCCGUGACUUGUCCAUUUUGCGGUUAUUCGGAAGAAACGGCUGAUCACAUCUUCGUUACGUGCAUAACGACUAAAGCCAUUUGGUGGCUCGUGGGAGUUUGGCUGGAAAAUAUGGAUAUAUUAGCUUGCUCGACGGUCAAAGAUAUUCUCGCCGUGGCAUGGGGGGUUAAUCUACCGACAGUACAAAAGAAGGCUUUCUCUUGUGUGAUCAUGGCGGCUAUAUGGACCAUUUGGACACAAAGGAACGAGAGGAUCUUCAAUAACGCACAUAAGUCAUACACAAGAAUUGUCGAAGAUAUCAAAGAAUGCUUGCUAUUAUGGCUCAAACAUAGAGGUCAAAUGAAGGAUAUUGUGAGAGAUUAUUGGUAUAGUUUGGGUGUGAAAGGAAUUAAUAAAUAG